Oncorhynchus mykiss (rainbow trout) is the source of this 4097-nucleotide messenger RNA. It is a transcript of the gene rsph10b, whose product is annotated as radial spoke head 10 homolog B. NCBI's taxonomy places the organism in Eukaryota, Metazoa, Chordata, Actinopteri, Salmoniformes, Salmonidae. The record is from RefSeq and is a predicted model, not a curated record.
ACUUCAUCUCAUAAGACUGAUCAACCCAGUUGGACCGGUUCAACUGAAUACCUCUCAACAGUUUUGGCCUGCUCCUAUAUCUCUGAAAAGACACUAAGGUUGCAUUUCAGCAACAACAAAAAAAGUAUAACUCUCAUUAUGUAAAAUCAAUCACUGUUACAUACAGUAUAUAUAUUUUUUCAAAUGUUGACUCAAAAAAAGUUUUUGUAUUUCUAAACAUUUAUUUUCGAUUGUCUAUUUUAGGUAAACUAAUCAAAACACAAAUGCUCUCACAUGAUCAGUUCAGUACAUAAACCUACUUUAAUUAGAACAAUUCAUCUUUGUGAGUUUGUAAAGACUUGGCUUUUUGACAUACUGAGGAUUCCGUACGGAGGAUUCCGUACCGAGCUCCUUAGCAACAGGUGCCUCGGUUGCGAUGCAUGGUAUGUUUAUGGAAUUGCAUCGUCUGGAUGAACAGGUGAAAUGGCGAAAGGGGAUAAAAAGAAAAAAACAGAGAAAACGACUCCCGAACAAUCAUUAAGUACAUUUUUGUCAAAUGACUCCCACGCUGGUGUUGUAUCAGAACCACAUGUGUUAGAUGAAGAGUCGGGACAUGAUGUAAUGACUGCCUCCUUUUCUUCACAACCACCACUCGCCGACAAACAACUUGAGAGAAGUGAUGAUGCAUUUCAUGAGGUCCCUGUUCUUCCUAAUAUUAUUGUCCAGAGGUACGAGGGUGAAAAGCAUCUAGAGCAGUUCCAUGGAGAAGGUGUGGCAUAUUUUCAGGGAGGACAUGUCUACAAGGGUAUGUUUUCAGUAGGAGUCAUGCAUGGACAUGGUCUGUACACAUGGGCAGAUGGCGUGAAAUAUGAGGGUGAGUUUGCAUUCAAUGUGCCCAUGGGCCAUGGGACAUACACCUGGUUGGAUGGUAGCUGUUAUGAGGGAGAGGUGUGCAGUGGAAUCCGUCAUGGUGUGGGGACAUAUAGGUGUGCCAAUUCCUCUGUGAUAUACAGAGGGCAGUGGCAUCACAGCAAAAGGCAUGGAAAGGGUACAAUAUACUAUAACCAGGAAGCGACGUCCUGGUAUGAAGGAGAAUUGGUAAACAAUAACAGAGAGGGAUGGGGAGUCCGAUGUUACCCCUCUGGAAACCUGUAUGAGGGCCAGUGGAGGAACAACGUGAGGCAUGGAGAGGGCAGGAUGAGGUGGCUGCAGCUGGGUCAGCAGUAUAGCGGGAUAUGGGAGAAUGGGGUCCAGCAUGGACAAGGGACCCACACAUGGUUCCUGAGGAGAGUGACAGGCUCUCAGUAUCCCCUAAGGAAUGAGUACACUGGGGACUUUGUCCAGGGGCUGAGGCAUGGCCAGGGCAGCUUCUACUACGCAAGCGGGGCUCUUUACAAAGGAGAGUGGAAGGACAACAAAAAACAUGGACAGGGAAAGUUCAUUUUUAAAAAUGGACGCAUAUUUGAAGGGGAGUUUGUGGAUGACCACAUGGCAGAGUUCCCAGCGUUCUGCCUGGAUGGUUCAAACACCCCUGAUCUGAGUGGGAUUAGAACACACACUCCCCAUCCUGAGGACGGUGAAUCCCCCAGAAGAGCACCAGGAGGAGACUCGGGCAGUGGUCCAGCCCUGCUUGGGCCUGACAUGGCUCUGGACAUCACUGCUCUGCUGGAGAACCUCCCAGAGAACCAGAGAGACCUGCAGCUCAAACAGGUGGAAUUUGUGGUGCUGAGACACAUAGCGGAGCUGAGGGCCAUCUAUAGCUUCUACAGCAGUCUGGGCCAUGAUCAGUCCCCAGACAAUACCUUCUUGCUGUCCCGCCUGCAGCUUUGGAGACUCCUCAAGGACUGCAGCAUCCACCAGCAAGGCAUCACCCUGGCCCAGGUCGACCGCUACAUCUGUGCAGAGGAUGUCCCUUCCGAGGAGAUCCACUCUCCCUUCAGCACCAUGCUGCUCAGAAGGUUCCUCAGCUGUGUUGUGGUUCUGGCCUACAACACCUACCAUAAGGACAUAGAGGCCUCUGAUACCAUACUGGUUGCAUGUUUGUCCAAGCUGAUGAGGGAGAACAUCAUCCCUAAUGCCAAGAAUGUAAAAGGGCUGUUGUUCCCCAACCCCAUGCAUGCUGUGAUUGCUGUCAACUACAUUGGGAGGUGCUGGGAGAUCUACAAGGCCUUCUGCAGAGCCAACCCAACCCCCCUAGCUGACCAAACCAUGACUGUCAGGCACUUCAUAUGGAUGUUUAAGGACCUUAGCCUGUUUGAUGCUGAGCUGACCACAGGGAAACUCCUAGAGAUCCUCUCUGUAGAGAACCCAGCUGCUUGCGACCGCUACUACUGCAACCUAGACCUAGAGAUGACGUUCCUGGAGUUCUUUGAGGCGUUGCUGGGCUGUGCAGAGGUUAGCGAUCAGAGGGAUGGUCAAACAUCCUCAGACAGCCAGAUGGAAAGCUGCCCUCUGGCUGACACCAGGAGGGUUUCCCCUGGGGAGAGGGCCAGAGACAGCCCUCUACAGAGGUCCUCACAGCAGCAUUCCCCUCUGACUGGACCUACUGCAAAGUCAUCAAACCCCAACAUCUCUCCUGAUGUGGGUAGUGUCAAAUCACUGGAGAUGGGAAAAUCCAAGGAGAUUCUCCAGCUGUCUACACCUGAAGAGAUGGAGCCCAGACAGAGUCCCAACACAGCAGGCAACCUCACAUCACAGACUGGGGGUGGUGGGUCAGCAACCCACUCGUCAGACACUGAGAGGAGAGAGGGCUCAGGUGGCGCUAGAUCAGCAGUGGAGGCCAAAGUGUCAAACCACCCUCUCCAUGAUCAUCCCCCCAGCACAGAGCCUGUUGAAGACAGGAGUGGAGCAGGUAUGACUUCCUGCCCUGCUGAGACUGAACUGGACAGCUGGGUCCAGAGGACCCACCAGUUCUUUACCCAGAGGUUCUUCCCAGCAUACGAGUACAGCCUGGAGCUGAGGAGGGAGGUGCAGGAAGAGAGGCUGAGGCAGGCGGCACUAGCCCGCAUUGCUCUGGCUAAGGCCAAGGAAGACGCAAGGUUGAGGGAACAGUGGGAGGCAGAGGAGGAGGAGAGACGGAGGGAAGAAGAAGAGGAUGAGGAGGCAGAGCGAGUAGAAGGGCCAGAGGAUGAUCUUAACCCGUCUCCAGCGGCUCAGACGCCUGUGGCCUCCACCACCUCUGUGGUCAUCACCAAACAGUCGCCUGCCACCGCAGUCAAGAAGAAGAGGAAAUAGACUCUUAGACCACCAACUGUAUGGGCAGAUUAAACCUAUUCCUCAGAGCAGUCAUAACAGCCCUCUAUGAUGUCAAUAACAUGCAUUUCACACUUAGUUCCAGGAGUGGGACAAGUGUUUUGUGAUUCAGUCAUUGUUUGGUCGUUGUAGAAGAAGAGGCAAAACAUGUUUUAUCUGUUGGUAGCAAAUUUGAAGAAUCUACAUUUUAUUUACUCAAGUAUAUUCAAUAUAGCAACAAAGUUGAUUUUGUAUAGAACACCUGGGCUCCAUAUAGAAUGUGGUUAAUAGUUAACACUACCUGGUGCCUUUUUGGUAUUAAAUAAUACAAUAGUACAGAUAGCACAAAACAGUGUAAGGAAAGUUACAAAAAACUAUUCUGACAAUUAUAAGUUUAAAAUAAAACAAUGCAUAUAAAAAAAUAGAUAUUUUUGAAACUAGUGUAGCAAAAUAUACAACAGCAGUUAUGCAAAUCAGUCUCAUCAGUUGCUCGUUCUGUCAGAGGGAGGUGUGAACAACAUGAGGUCACUGGUGCACAUUGACUGUCACUCUGUCCAUCUGAUCAAGGGUGAACAGCAACGGGUCUGACUCAACUGGCUGGAGAGGAAAUGGGGACAGCAUGGGUCAGUUGAGGAAUGCAUACCUAAUUGUAAAAUAAGAAAUAAACAAAAAAAAAACGUAUUUCAGAGCACCAAAGUGAGAAAGUCAUUCAACACCAAAUGAAAUCAUACACACAUACAAUGGGUGUGCAAAACAUUAAGAACACCUUCCGAAUAUUGAGUUGUGUCAAUCCAUGUCUCAAUUGACACUAGGUUUAAAAACCCUUCUUUAACCAGUCUUCUCCCCUUCAUCUAAACUGAUUACAGUGGAUUUAACAAGUGACAUCA